This is a messenger RNA of Suillus subalutaceus, 1394 nucleotides long. RefSeq lists its product as uncharacterized. The transcript has 7 exons. The record is from RefSeq and is a predicted model, not a curated record. Gene Ontology annotation, molecular function: protein binding. The coding region runs from base 294 to 1067 and encodes 257 amino acids. NCBI's taxonomy places the organism in Eukaryota, Fungi, Basidiomycota, Agaricomycetes, Boletales, Suillaceae.
AAGUAGAUCUCUAAGAGGAAGAUUUUGAUUUUUCACUCAAUACGGACAGCUUGGAGCUCACGCUCAUGGAGAGACACUUAGAUACAUUUGCCGAUAAACACUGAAAACGCCCGCACCGAUCUCAUGUCUGGCCAAAGGAUCAUCGGAUCAUUUCUAUGCAGGCUCAGAUGACAGAUUUGUUCACGUAUAUAAUCAAGAGACUUUGAAGGUCGUAAAAGUUAUCAGAGGUUCGAGAGAAGUGUCAUCCAUUGUAUACAUGUCGCAGUGCGCAUAAUGCAGGUGGUCUCGGGGACAUGUGGGUCGCAUCCAAUCGUCAUCCUUUAAGUUUUACUAUGGACACGGAAAAGAUGAUCCUUGCGAAGGCUCAUGCGACCUUGACGUUGGAACUUAGUGCCGAUGUUGACAUGCUGAACGAGCCAGCUCUUGCUCGACCAAAAAACAGUCAAUUGGCAUUUUGUCUGGACUCUGGUUCAGUCGGCGUCAUUGAUCUUUCUACGAAACAAGUAACACGCAUGAAAACAAGUUAUGACGAUAUAUGUGGAACGGUGAAGUUGAUUCCCGAUCGUCCCAGUGAACUUGUCAGCGGUGGAUACGACUCUAGGCUGCUGCAUCACGAUAUUCACCAAAGGACUCUUGUCGCGAUUCGAUGGAGGUCUCCUCUGUCCGAGUCUUCAGGUGUUUCAAUGUCUCCGCCAUGCGUAUUGUCGUCUGCCAUGUCACCAUCUGGCAUCUUGCCUGCGGGAACCGCCGACGGAUGGGUAUGGAUUGGCACCGGCGGAAAGAAAAUGUCAGGAGUCUCAUCUGGCACGUCUAUCCAAAAGAAACGGCGGAAAUGUAAAGGACUGGAGCAAGACGAAGCUUUCAGGACGGAUGUCGGGCAUGGCCCUAUCACUGCUCUAUAUGUGCAUUACUGCUGCACUGCGACAUCCGAACUGAGACGCCAACAGGACAUUCAUCGGGCCUCGCACACUUUUCACAUCUACAUUGAUAGGAAAAGUCACCCUCUACCAAAUUGGUGGCCCAACUGCGGAUGGAAUAUCUCCAAAGUGGACGAAGACAACAGCUGAUGUGAACAAGGUUAAUCGAUGUAGAAGAUUGUAACAUGCGUGCGCCGUGCAAGCAGUAUCUGUCAAAAGUAAAGCAUGUGUACGAGUAAAGCUCGUACAUGAUGCAUGAAAUAUGUCGAAUGCAAGCUGGUACACGAAAUGCGCGAAGAUUGUAACGUGCAUGCACAAUAAUAUCUACUACUACUGAUCAGACAUGACGCUCACAACCAACUCACAACCUUAUCCGAGCUUCGUACAGCUUAUACAUGAGCAAUAUAUUGGAUAUAGACACACUACUCCUGGUCACUAGUUGUCAAACAACUACAGCCUGGAUGAAGCUAUUCUGUC